Diprion similis is the source of this 1975-nucleotide messenger RNA. RefSeq names its product acylphosphatase-2. The transcript has 3 exons. The record is from RefSeq and is a predicted model, not a curated record. NCBI's taxonomy places the organism in Eukaryota, Metazoa, Arthropoda, Insecta, Hymenoptera, Diprionidae. Gene Ontology annotation, molecular function: acylphosphatase activity. The coding region runs from base 200 to 514 and encodes 104 amino acids.
UGCAAGUCUCAUCACCGAGAGUUGGCCGAAGGGAAAAUUUGUUUAGUGUGAAAAAACAAAAACAGUUCCUCGCCACCGACUAUCUGUGGCGUCCGAUUGACAGAAGAGCGAGUCCUUUUGCCAAGGGGGAGAACGGGGCACAGAAAUUAAUUGGGAACAUACAGACAGGGUGAAAGAGAAUUGAUAAGUUACCGGUAAAAUGGGUGCGGAUGACCCACUCUGCUCCGAGCCUCUCGUAUCCGUAGACUUCGAGGUCUUUGGCAAAGUUCAGGGCGUUUACUUCACCAAAUACGUCAGAGACAUAUGCUUGCAACUGAAUAUUUGCGGCUGGGUGAAGAACAGUAAAACAGGAACAAUUCUUGGAAAAAUGCAAGGUCCAAAGGCCCUUGUAGAUGAAAUGGCGGAGUGGUUGUCGACGGUGGGCAGUCCUGGGAGUGAAAUUCAUCAUUGCGAAUUCACAAACUGGGAGAAUGUGGCACGGCCGCAAUUUCAGGGCUUCGUGAUUCGGUUCUAACUUUAAGCAAGAGAUGUAAAAUCAGGGUGAUGGGAAAAAUGACUGGAAUAAUUCAUUUCAUAUUUAUAUACUUCGAGUUGUUCUGAAAAUAACACACUUUGAAAAAAAUUGUUGAAUGAAAAAAUCGUCGAACACAAUAAGAUCACUGCAUGAACGACUUAAGCAGCAGAGUUGAACCUAUCAGCUGGGUUCUGAAAAAUCAAGAACAAUAUUGCAUUUUUCAAAGGAAGGUAAAAAAAAUACUUGCCAUGCGAUAAUGUUUCGCAGUUCUAAUAAUAUCUAAUAAUAAUAUCUGGCAAAUGAAUCGGAAAUAGUCGAAGAUAUAAUUCUAAGUACAUAUCAAUACCCCGUGUUGUUAUAAGUAUUCUGAGGAAGAAAACACCGAUAAUCUUAUAGCGAGAGUUAUUCUAUUCCUGUUUUAGAUUUCCGUUUUGGAAAUUCAGACAUCGGGAUUGCAGGGGUAAAAAAUUGAAAUGUAUCGACCACAGAAGUUAUUUUGUAUAAGUGAUACCUCUGGUGUAUACAUCUCUGAUGUCUCUCAGGUUUGGAUAUUAUUUAGUAUUUAAUUAUACAUGCACGAAUGCCGAGAAUGUGUGAGAGUAUGCCUUGCUUAUGCUAUUUUAUUUAUAACUCUUGGAAGCUGUACAGUAUAGUACUUAAAAGUCCAAAAAUCUCGAAAUAGUUUUAAAGAGAAUGAAAAAUUUGAACCAUAAGAAUUUUCAAGUAGACAUGACGGACUUUUAGUGAAGAUUCUCUUACUUUUAUUGGAUUACUUCAAAUUACCAACUAGUAAAUAUUCUUUACCUGGUCAAUGAUUCCUAUUUGUAUAGACUAGUAGUCUUAAAUCGUUAAGUUAAGUACUAAAGAAAGAAUAUGUGGAAGACAAACAUAUGUAAAAAUAAACGUUGAAAAUUUUCGUCAUAUUUUUCAUUGUAAAAUAUGGUACCCGGAAUCUGAGUUGGAAAUGUGGCGGCAAAUAAUAUUUUUUAGUAGAAUGAGGAAUUCGAUCAAUUAACAUCCCGUAAUAAAGUAAGACACAGAAUGAAAAUAAAAACUGUUACACCUGCAAAGCACUGCGGAGGGAAAUAUUUAUUGUACAGUGAUGGUACGCGAAAAUGAAUAUGAUAACAGAACACGGAGGCAACCCAAUAUAUGAGUUCUUGUAUGCAUGGCUAAUUGGGGUGGUUAUGCAAAAUUUCCGAAAAGUCGAGUAAGGAAUAUAUUCAGAUUUUUUGUAUUUUGUAAAAAGUCAUACACAUUACACGUUACUGGCAUCAUUAUUUAAAUACAAGUAAGACAAUAAUAUUUACAAUAAUAGGUGGUACAUGAUAAAUUCACAUAGCUAACGUGUUAUUUAGUGAUCAAUAUAAUUUUAUUUAACAUCAUUAUAUGAAAACAAUUAUUGAAUUACCUAUCUAGAUGUAAUUAACGAUUGAUGACGAAUAUGUUAAAAAUAGUCAU